AGGAGCCCUGACACACCGCCGGAGGAAUCGCACAGCGCCGCGUCCGCGCCAUGCUGCCGGCCACACAGAGGGACUGUUGUUCCCGUUAAAUCGUUUCUUUAAUUUUAGCAAAGGGACUUGCCAUUGACGUCAAAGCAAUGCAGAAGGAGAGUUAUAACUGUGGAGCCGAGGACAGCGCGCACAUGUCAGCGCCUGAACAGCCACGAUUUCUCCAGUGAAAUGAAUCUCAGCAGGAAAAUGCCUGCACCUUCAUGCUGAUUUCCACCAAAAAGCAAAGAUCAACGAAGGACCGAGACCCCCUUUUUUGCCAGGAAUAAACUUAUGAAUUGCCCUUGUGAACUUAUUCCUUGUCCAGGUGAGCAGGCGGUCGCAGAGCGUGUAAUUUGGUCGAUGUUGAUGGUUAAGAAUUGAGGAGGGUCGCAGCUGUUGAUCAUUAUCGCCAAAGUCUUAAUUAAUUUUCCCGACGCGGAUGAUCGGACAGCUACGAGGGCGAUGCAUGGUGGCUGUGCUCGCUGACAAGACGACUUGUUGUGUUUGCACCGCUGUGCCGCGACAACGACACAAGGAUUCAUUGACGGCCACUGGGGAAAGACUGGAGGAGCAUAUCAAACAGUAUGUGCCGAUGAGUGAAACGGUGGGGGUAUAAGCGAUAGAAGAGGGGAAAGGGGGGAAAAGGAGAGGCGUUAGGGCUUCCAGCGACGGGUAAGUGGAGAUCGUAGCCGUGGGUCUGGCGAAGGAGAAGUGAAGCAGAGACAGCGGUGCGGCGGGGCGCACUGGCCGGCAGCGUGCAACCCGCAUGAUCAUUGAUCGGGUCGCCGCUCUCAGAGCAUCUCCGGGAGACACGGGGUGAGGGAGCGAAACGACGCCACCGAACAGCACGGCCAUGAGCAACGGGGCUUUUUGCCUGUUUGUUUUAUGCGCGGCGUUUCUCGCCGGGCUGCAGUGCGCAUCGCAGAAGAGCCCGAUCGGGGUCGGGGUCGGGGUAACCCUACCCAGCACGGUGGUGGCGGGCAGCGGGGAAGCCAGCGGGAAAAAAGACGCCAACCAGACGCACUUCGCCAGACAGAGGAGGACAAACCUGUCCGUGGAUUUCGUCGUUCCCUCUCUCUUAAGAAACUACCUGUCUGAAUUCAUAAAGCGCCCGCUGAACGGCGACUGCCAGCAUGCAGACGGAUGCUACACGGUGCGGGCGAACUUAAGGAUGCACUGCGUCCCCCUGCAAAAAACCGUCUCCAGUUUUCUGGAGAGCAAGCCGGGCGCCGCCGACCCCCCCGACAAUGUUUCAGCCGCUGGGCAGCUCCCGUACAGGAACAAGCGGCCGCCGUCCAGGGUCCUGAAUUUCGCGCUGACCAAGGACGGUAGGAAAUCCAAUCAGGUGGUUAUGGAGAUCGGGGAGGAGAGCGUCCGGACGGGCUGCGGGGGUCUCUCCGUGGACGGGGACCCCCCUCAGGGUACACUGGAAAUAGACCUCACCCGCAUUUUGGAGUGGUGGCUGGGAGCCGGAGGGGGACGACUCAGGGUCAGGCUCAUACCCGAGAGACGAGCACAAGUCCCAGGAAGAGAGGAGAAGUACUCGGCCGCGAUCCGAGCGGCUGAUCCCCGCCUCUUCCUCCAGAUCGCUUCCCGUGGUACGCCUCAGGCCGCCCAGCGUAGCGCCGUUCCCAGAGGCUACUGGAACUUCACCUGGACAGCAGAGGAUGAGCUCAGCUUCCCAGAGGAGACGCCAGAAGCCGAGUCCCGCUGCCAUGGCAACGGCAGGCAGGCUUGCGGAUGGCCCCUGGGAGAUGGACCGGACUUCAGCUGGAGCGUGCUGCCGGCCCAGGACCUGCGCGAGUCGGAACGGGCAGGUCGUGUGCCGCGCGCCUGGGAUGAAGGGCAGUUCCUGUCUGUGAACGGCUCCGUCCUGGGGGGCCCCUGGGUGACCAGUCCUUGGCUGCGGGGGGGCCGCUGGCGCUGCAGCUUGGACAUGUCCAUCUUCCUCCACCCCCAGCAGAGUGGACGCUACACGGUGUGGCUAAUUGAACGAGACAAGAAGCCCAGCGUUCUGCUCACCACUGACACGCCACGCAGCCCGGGCUGGGUGAUUCUGCGGCUCACCAUGGGAGCCCGGGUGAACCCCUUCCGGAUCUCGUCCGGCUACAGCCAAGCGGGAGACGCGGGAACCGCCGCCUUCGAUCCGGACUUCACCACCAACUGCACCCUGGCCUCGUCUCCCACGCCCAACAUCACCCUCCAGGGUUGGUACCGCUGUCAUCAGGGACCGCUGAUCACCAUGGGACACAUGUGCGACUUCCGGACGGACUGUCCCCACGGCGACGAUGAAGGACACAUGUGCAGUCAUUUUAUCAACGGCAGCUACUGCUCGUUUGAGGCCGGCGACUGUGGAUGGCACUCCGUCUCCCCACGGGGCCCAUCCUGGAAGCUCCAGGCCUCCGAGCCAGGGGCCCCCGCCGCGAGCUGUCAGCCCCGAGGGACUGUCAUUGCUGCAAGAGGCGGUCCGUCUAAAGGCCAGCAGGGGGCAGCGUUGCUCAGGAGCCCUCUUUUCCCUCCACCUCUCAGGAACUCCUCAUGCAUGGUCCGUUUCUGGAUGUGUUCUGGAGGCCUCCACAGGGAGGAGCUGUCUGUCUGGGUGGUGGAGAACGGCACAGGGCCCGACAUACGGCGGAGACUGUGGCACUCGGCUGACAAGGCCCAUGCAGGACCAGGCGGGAGGCUGGUCGUCAUCCCGCUGUACAGGCUAGCGGACUGGUUCUGGCUGCAGUUCAGCGCCGAGGAACUCUCAGGUCCCGGGUCGCUCCUCUGCCUGGACAACGUCUCCCUCAGCCUGGACUGCUUCCUGGCCUCCAAUGGAGAGUUUCCUCCAGUUGUUCCCAUGGUACCCGAUCUGUCAAACCCGAGUAUGAUGGUCACUCCUUCAGCCACUGAGGAUCCGCAUUCGACGAUUCUAAUACCGCCCCCAAGUGACGCCAAGUGGACCUUCCACACCUGUGGGGCCACUGGACCCGUCGGCCCCACCCCCACUCAGUGUAGCAAUUCCUAUCGGAACACCAACAUCAACAUCACCGUGGGAACCAAGGGGAUGCUCAAGGGCGUGCAGAUGUGGAAGGUUCCUGAGACGGGAACCUACAGGAUCACGGGCUACGGGGCCGCCGGUGGCCGCAGUGUGGUGGCCACAGCCAGGUCGCACGGGGUCUACGUCACCGCAGACUUCCACCUGCAGCAGGACCAGCUGCUCUACAUCCUGGUGGGACAGCAGGGGGAGGACGCCUGUCCGAACUCCAACCACACGCUCAACAAGGUGUGUUUAGAGCAGACAUUGCUCAUUGAUAGCAAGACCAAAAGAGCAAAAUUGCCAGGAGGUGGAGGCGGAGGGGGUGGAGCCACGUACAUUUUUAAGAUGGAAAAAGGGGUUCCAGUGCCCCUGCUCAUAGCGGCUGGCGGUGGGGGGCGUGGCUACAGCAGCCAAUCAGAGAGCCAGGAGGAGCUGCUGGACAUAGACCCCAGUGUACUCGGGACCAAUGGACGCUCAGGAGUUGCAGGUGGCGGUGGGGGCUGGAACGACAGUAUGCCAGUGGCGACUCAGGGUGGUAGGCCUCUCCUGCUGGGGGGCCAGGGGGGCGCGUCCUGCCGGUUUGGCUGGCAGACACAAGGGGGCUUCGGGGGAGGGGGUGGAGCCUGCUCCUCUGGUGGUGGAGGAGGGGGCUACAGAGGAGGCAGCACCGCUCGGGACGAUGACCCGAACCACGACGGGAAAGACGGCUCAUCUUUCGUCAGUCCCAUCGGAGAGACCUUCAUCGAGCCUCUGAAAGGGAUCGAGGGUCACGGGGAGGUCGUUAUCUCGCCUGUGCUGAACUGCAGCCACUGCGAGACUGGCGAUUGCCAUGAGAGCGGCGAUGAUGUCGUGUGCUUCUGCGAGGAGGACCUGGUUCUGGCCACUGACGGGGUGUCCUGUGUCAACACCACAGCGCUGACCCAGCUGCCACUUCCCCAGCUGGCCUUGGGUCUCUCCGUGGGCACCUCUGCCCUCAUCGCUGCCCUACUGCUGGCGGUUUCUGGCGUCAUGAUCAUGUACAGACGCAAGCAUACAGAGCUGCAGUCCAUCCAGCUGGAGCUGCAGAGCCCCGACUGCAAGCUGAGCAAGCUGAGGGCCUCCACCAUCAUGACCGACUACAACCCCAACUACUGCUUUGCUGGCAAGACGGCCUCCGUCAAUGACCUGAAGGAGAUUCCACGUCGCAACAUCUCGCUCACCAGGGGGUUGGGCCAUGGUGCGUUUGGAGAGGUCUAUGAGGGCCUUGCAGUAGGCAUACCUGGAGAGCCAAGCCCCAUGCAGGUGGCUGUAAAGACCCUUCCUGAGGUUUGCUCCGAGCAGGACGAGUUAGACUUCCUCAUGGAGGCUCUGAUCAUCAGUAAGUUCAACCACCAGAACAUCGUGCGCUGCAUUGGCGUCAGUCUUCAAGCCCUGCCGCGUUUCAUUCUGCUGGAGCUCAUGGCGGGAGGAGACCUAAAGAGCUUCCUCAGAGAGACUCGACCCAGAGUGGACCAGCCCUCUAGCCUGAACAUGGUGGACCUGCUGAACGUGGCCCGGGACAUUGCUCGGGGCUGCCAGUACCUGGAGGAGAAUCAGUUCAUCCACAGGGAUAUAGCGGCCCGGAACUGCCUGCUGACGUGCAAAGGACCGGGAAGAGUGGCCAAGAUCGGGGACUUUGGGAUGGCCAGAGAUAUAUACAGGUAUGCAUGGUGACGUGGGAUCGCUGUUGAUGAGGAACAG
Brienomyrus brachyistius is the source of this 4771-nucleotide messenger RNA. It is a transcript of the gene alk, whose product is annotated as ALK receptor tyrosine kinase. The transcript has 25 exons. Bases 884 to 4744 code for a protein of 1286 amino acids. Gene Ontology annotation, biological process: cell surface receptor protein tyrosine kinase signaling pathway; positive regulation of kinase activity; regulation of neuron differentiation. NCBI's taxonomy places the organism in Eukaryota, Metazoa, Chordata, Actinopteri, Osteoglossiformes, Mormyridae. The record is from RefSeq and is a predicted model, not a curated record. Gene Ontology annotation, cellular component: signaling receptor complex; membrane. Gene Ontology annotation, molecular function: transmembrane receptor protein tyrosine kinase activity; ATP binding; protein binding.